UUAGUGGUGGAUAAUGGAUUUUGCAGGCAUAUAUGGGCUGGCCCAGCAGAUGCCACUCGGGACUGGGCGCUGGGGCUGUUUACGACGGAAUUCACAUAUACGCUGAGCCUGGUGUUUAUCAAGUGGUCGAUUCUCGCUUUCUACUGGCGCAUCUUUAGCAUCCAGUUUCUCGACAAGUUGUUCCUUUGGAUCCUGGCCGGGAUGGUCGCUUGCUGGGGAGUUGCUGCUAUCCUCACUUCAAUCUUUCAGUGUGUCCCGAUACCCGCCCUCUGGCAGCAGUUCGACCCGGUCCAUCCCACCGACCCGGACACGUUCACAUGCGGCGUCGACAUUCACAAGCUCUUUAUUGGUAAAGCCGUCCCUCACAUUGUCACAGACGCGCUCAUCUUGAUCUUCCCGCUGCCGUAUAUAUGGCAUCUGCACCUACGCGUAUCGCAAAAGAUUGCUACUGCUUGCAUCUUUCUCGUGGGGAUAUUUGUCAGCAUUGUUUCGAUUGUUCGAUUCGUGUUUGUGCUGGAGGUGGAUUUGGAGAGUCCGGACGUGACGUGGGAUCAAUGCUCGGAGAUGACAUGGACGGGCAUUGAAAUAUACAUUGGGACCGUUUGUGGU
Molecule: messenger RNA, 609 nt
Organism: Trichoderma citrinoviride
Lineage: Eukaryota; Fungi; Ascomycota; Sordariomycetes; Hypocreales; Hypocreaceae
Exons: 3
Source: RefSeq, a predicted model, not a curated record